Molecule: messenger RNA, 1248 nt
Organism: Suillus plorans
Lineage: Eukaryota; Fungi; Basidiomycota; Agaricomycetes; Boletales; Suillaceae
Exons: 15
Coding region: 1-1248 (415 amino acids)
Source: RefSeq, a predicted model, not a curated record
AUGUCCUCCUCAACGCAGGUCCUACCGCAACCAAUCCGCACUGACCCAAGGGGCAUUUACGCAGCAUUCUUUAUUGGGUCUAUCCUCACAGCAUCGCUGUUUGGUCUAACUAGCAUUCAAGCUUUUAUCUACUUUCGGACGCAUGCUGGUAGAUGGACAAAAUUUUAUAGGCUCAUCGUCUUGUUUCUUUGGAUACUCGAUGCUACGCAUACGACGUUGGUCGUCCAUUGCGUCUAUUUUUAUUUGGUGACCAACCUCGCAAAAAUCCCUACGCUCAGAGAGGUUGUAUGGAGUUUUAGACUUCAGAUUGUGUUCAACACAUGCACCCGCAGAUUCUCAUCGUAUUUCUUCGCUACAAAUGCGUUUGACACGACUGAUGCGGCGAAUCUAGUUGGCAGAGAUCGCGCAAGAUUUUUUCGUAUAAUACCGGGCAUAGUCAUCGUCUCAGGUUCAGGUGUUGCCAGCUUUCUGAUUUGGGUAUUAUAUAAUCACAAAAUUCCGACUGGAAUGUUUUUGAACCGGUGGACCGUUUUCAUGGCUUUCGGCGUAGCUACUUUCCUGGAUGUGCUCAUUACAUCCUCGCUAUGGUAUCUCCUCGCUAGCUCCCGCACUGGGUGCUCUGAUAUAUGUGCAUUGACAUCUAUCACCAUAGUAAGGUUCCAAUCGUUGUACCCUCCAUCCCGGCUCUCAGGUCACCUACAGUGCGCAGUGAUGCCAUACAGCUUCGUCUUCUUCACCCUUCAAUUUUUAAUAGCCAAACAUUCAUCUCAAGUCUACGUCAACUCGUACAUCGCACUUCUGAACGUGGGAUACUACACACAAUCAUCCAACGCAAGUCCCAUCAAUUCUUUCGAACUUCGUGAGCCCCGGAGAGACUCCAAUGACACCAAUCCCGGGCUGGACGAUCUGUCGCAGGAGAAAUUCCCAUCAUUUCGGAGAAGCAUGCUCGCUCAUCCCGAAGUUGAAGUGGCAUCUCCCACUCGACCCUUGGGAGCUGCCAUGUCUGUCGAGUGCAAGCAGUUAACGUUUCAAGUUCGAUGUGACGACGUUGGAUUCGAGCCGGGAACUUCGGAAUCGUCGUAUAGGCAUACAUGCGGGAGGGAGAUGUCGUGUUCUGUUCAUAUUCCACCUAUCACGGGCAUUCUUGUCGAUGCCCUUUUUGUGAAGGCAAGCAUUCAUCAUUACCCUGAAGAAGUGUUCAUAAGGAUUGCAAAAGGGGAGAUGCGAAAGGGCACCGGGGUCCUGUAG